Molecule: messenger RNA, 807 nt
Organism: Diaporthe amygdali
Lineage: Eukaryota; Fungi; Ascomycota; Sordariomycetes; Diaporthales; Diaporthaceae
Exons: 3
Coding region: 1-807 (268 amino acids)
Source: RefSeq, a predicted model, not a curated record
AUGGCUCAACUCCGGUCCGACAUCGCCGCGACAGCAGAGCUCCAGACUGCAUCACCAUUCUUCAACAAGCUCCCAUUUGAAAUCCGCGAGAAGAUAUUCGACGAACUAUGGGCUCUGCACGACACCAGAUGGCAUGUGCACUCUGCCGGUGACCACGCGGUCCCGAUGUUCCCCUGCAUUACCGGCCCAGACGAGGAAGACACGAGGUACCUCGAAAGCAUUGAGGCCCUCGAGAACGCCCUUACCUUCUGCUUCACCGAUAUUAUCGUUGCCAGAGACUUCCUCUCCAUGAAUGCACCAACCCGGAACAUCCGCAACAUCGAGAUCAGCCUGCGCGUGAAACCCCUGAUAACCGAGCUGUACUUCCCCGGCCCAGACGGCGAGCCACAGCCACAUAUUGCAGGCGUGCCAGUCACGGCGAAGGAUAAUCCGUGGGAGGACCUCUGCCGCCGCCUGUCAGCGAUCCCCAACCUCCGCGAGCUCCACAUCUACCUCGACUCCGAGGACCUCCGGCCCUGGCACAAGCGCGUCAACGAGCGGAGCUUCCUGAAGCAGCUCCUCCAGGCCAAGGCCCGGAAUUACGUCCUCUACCUGCCAAACAUCCCGGGCGAAGCCGGGCUGCAAGGCCUGCCUGAGACCUACCUCGAGGACGACCUACUGCACAAGGCGCCAUGUGCCGUCGUCCGGGGCCCAAGGCCGAACAACUGGCAAUUACACCUGUCCAGGAUAUCGCAUGUCCUCCCCGAGAACUGGACCCAUACCCUGUGGAAUCAGGCGCGCGACAGGGUGAUGCCGCAAUAUGCAUGA